Amoebophrya sp. A120 is the source of this 3049-nucleotide messenger RNA. Lineage: Eukaryota; Dinophyceae; Syndiniales; Amoebophryaceae. The record is from the annotation of a GenBank genome assembly.
AUGACCCCUGAUCUCUUCAUCAUGAUGGCCCGUUCCUCAAGUGCAGCAACUAUGUGCAGGACCUUGCUUGGCACGUCCGUCGUUCUGUUUACACGCGGACCGGAUGUCUUUUUUUGCGGCGAUAAAAUUGCCCUCUCCAGUCGUGGAGGCACGACUCUGAUGGGAGUUGAGGCCGCUAGUUUGCAAGCGAGGACUCCUGAACAAGUUCAUGCAGAGGAAGAAAUAUCGCGUUUUUUUACGAACAGGCUUCCGCGCGAUAAACACCCACGACCGGCUCUACUUACGACACAACCGCAAGACUCAAAUAACGUACUUGAGCCGCAGCCACGGAGAGGGCAGCGCCUUGAUGUGCUUUCGCUUGCGGAUGAAGAGGAAGACGCAUCUGGUGUUGAAAGAACAUCCUUGCGGCCGCGCGGUCCGUGGGCAAGUGGAAGUGGCAGUUGUAGACGUUCUUCUCCCAGUACUGCUGGCCGGCGAAGGUCAAAGUCCCGUGCAGCGAGCAAGCAUUCUUCCGGCAGUGGCCCUAGCCCAAGGCCGCUGUCUCCUCCCCUCAGCUCGCGCCCGACGUCUGCCGGAGGGCCCUCGCCACCGCCACUCUCCCGGCCUGCUACCCCUGCCCUGAUGUCAUCAUCUUCAGACUCACCACCUACGCCUACGUACCCGGUCGGCGAUUUAGAGGCGUACUGCAAAGACCAAAUGUACGACGCUGCCGGUUUUGUGGAAGAUGUGGUGCGAAAAAUCGACCCCGUGAGGGAUAUGUGUCCCGCACCGCCCCCUCUAAGGACUACUUCGCCUUCCGUCUUCAAAGUGGAGAAGACCUUGCAAGAUGCCCCAGGAUACGCAAAAGUGUUUCUAGUGUGCAAAACAUCUCCGGCUCGACGUCCAGCGGCUCACAACCAUGAAGAGGGUGUGGGUGCUGGAGAUUCUACCGUGGCAAACGGCCAAGGAGAUGAUGAAAAAAUGGAGCGAGCGGUUAUCAAGCACGCGCCUGCAGAAGAAAUUGAAGCAGCGCAGCAGAUGCGUAGGGAAAUCGGUACGAUGACCGCUUUGGGCCUGGUCGGUGAACAAGAUGAUGCGACUACUUUCACCUCCUCCUCCUCUUACUCUACUGCGUCUGAUGCUGAUCCUUACAAGAAUUUCAAAGACCAUCUGGUCAAAAUGACCGGUUGUUUCUCCGGAACGCCCUGCACAUUCGCGCUUGAGUUCUGCGACAUGCGAGACCUCUACGAGAAGAUACUGGCUGACUGGAAAGCGAAAAGGCGUUUGACCGCUGCGGAUCGCAACAGGUAUCUUGCCGAAUUGCUCAAGGCCGUGCAUUUUAUGCAUACAAAAGGCGUCGCACACCGCGACAUUUCCCCGGACAACGUGCUUCUCACGUCAACAAACGUGGGAGAGUUGCCUGCUGGGUCGGCGACCGCGAAACUAUCAGAUUUCGGCAUGGCGUGCUCUAUUUACGAGAGAGUUGAUGUUGACGAUAUCAAGGACGAACAAGGCAAGGACCACGACCAGCGCAGUGGUGCUGAACAUCAAAGAUCAGAAAUGCUGCCCCUAAAGUCUUGCGGGAAAAAGAGUUCCGAAACGUCAUGGGAAAGGGCAGUUUCAUCGCGCCGGAAUGUUGGGCCUACGCGCAGUCGGAGCAAUUCAGAGAAGCCGCGUUCCGAGGUCUACAACCAAAAACAAUGUCGGGGUUCCGGGCGAAACCUCUGGACAUUUUUGCCACGGGUCUCGUUGCGGUGCUUAUGCGCGUGGUCGGGGCACCCUGGGGGCAUGACAAGUGCAUUCGAGGGGUCCGACCCGCCGAAUUUCUGUACCAAGACAGAGAGCGCAGAGAAAAAUACACAGAUGAGGACGGAAAUCCGCAAACGCGACGGGUUCCUGCGAGCGCAAAAACGCGGCGCGAGGAUUUCCAAGCACUUUUGCUGGAGUUGUGGGAGAAGGGGGUCUAUCCGAAAAAGGGAAGCGAGUACUUGCGCCCCUGUAGUUUGCAGGAAGAGACCGAGGAUAAGAUGCUAGUGAAAGAAAUUUCGCACAUGCUAUCAAAGAGACCCGCGGAACGAGCGACGGCGGAAGAAAUGUUAAACAUACACUGUGUGCAGAAAUCGGGUCCUAGCAGUAGCCGUAGUUGUACUGCUGUUGCUCAAAAAUGACCAAACAUAUUAUUUGUGGUAAUAGAAAUACAGGAGGCCGAGAAAACGUGACACGUACGUAAAAUGAGGAGAAGUUCUCCGACUGAACAACGCACGCUCGUCCUAAAGUAAAGAGAAAACUAGUGCUCCCCGUCGACCCCGCUCUACCUCUGUGCAGUUUUAGUUGGUAACCAUGAAGUAAAGAAAGUGCGUUUUGAAUCUGUAUUGAAUUUGAGUUUGCAUCAGUUUUUGUUUGUUGAAUUCAUGGCGUACGGCUAGCACAACUACUACGCAGUGUAGUUGGACUCUAUACGUCAAGUAGGACCUAUUUAGUAUAGUACACACAUUACAGUGGUGACCUGAAAUAUCAAAUAUAGAUAAUUAAAUUAAAAACCCAUCUGCAAGUAGUUGCAUCUUGCGAACAUCUGCAAUGGAAAAACAAGAAAAAUGUAGUCGUGCAUCUUGCGAACUACUGUGUACAAACAAUUUGGUGCGAAAGUACAACCUCGUUCGAAAGAAGAAAGUCGCCUGAUAGCAGCUCGGACAUAACCUGAAGAACAGGCCGCAAAGAAAAAACGAAACAAAACGAAGCAGUCUAUGGAAUACAUUCGGUUCGCGGAUGAUUCUUCAUUGGUUUGUACGUGCAGUUGGACCAGACGGUGAAAUGAAAUCGCAAAAAAGAAUCUGUGAUCUACUUGCUCGAGGAUGGGGACUAAAACGAAAAAAAUGUGUUUUACCUAGAGGGUGGGUCAAUCUGAAAAUGUCAACAAGAACAUCAGUUGAAGUUGUAUGAACGAGCGACGUUCUUCUUGGUCGUGUGUCAGUGAUGCCAUACUCGCUAAUAUCGUUCGCUUCUCCAUUUCCGUUGAAAAUGGCUGCUAGUGUUUCACAUUUUUCAAAAUUUUUAUGAAUAAGAAUAUGAG